CGUCAUUCAGUUGAGCGGCGGCGCACUGAUCACUCACACUCUGCCAGCAUCCAUCCAGGCAUCCACGGCUAGGCGUCUCAUCGUCGAUCCAUCCACCAUGGCCGCCGCCACCAAGACCAAGAUGAUGAACGGCGGCGCCAACAACUCCAGCAGGGAGGAGUACUCGGAGCAGCCGCAGCACACUGAGUCGGAGUGGGAGGCCGUGUCGUCCCUGCUUGACGCCGCUCGUCCCUUCCUCCGUGGCGAGCUGGGUUCGGCGGAGGACCCGGAGCUGCCAUCCCUGGUGGCGGUGCUGCGCGCGGCGGGCGCCGGCGAGUGCUACCACAAGCACGGCACGUUCCUGGCGCACCUGGAGGACGUGUACCGGAUCCUCCGCCUGUGGGGCGCGUCCGACGCCGUGGCGCGCUGCGGCCUCUUCCACUCCUCCUACUCCAACUCCUACGUCGACCUCGCCAUCUUCCAGCCCGACACCGGCCGCGCCCAGGUGAGGGGCAUCAUCGGCGCCGACGCCGAGCGCCUCGUCCACCUCUUCUGCGUCGUCCCCAGGCACCACCUCGUGUUCCAGCAGCUCCAGCCACGGUACACGGACCAGGAGCUGAGGGACCACCUCGCCGCCGCCGAGGCCGAGGCCGAGAUCGCCCAGCAGCCGGGCGGCUUGCUGACGACGAUGUCGCCGUGGCGGCAGAAGCUCCGGUCCGUGGUGCCGGCCGAGGGCGUGGUGGUCAGUCACAUCCGGACCGGGGAGCCCGUGCGGCUGUCGCGCCGGGUGGUGGCGGCGUUCCUGCUCAUGACCGUGGCCGACUUCAGCGACCAGUACACGGACUACCAGGACGAUCUGUUCGACAACGAUGACGGCCGCCUCGAGUUCCGCGGCGACAACUGGGCCGCGCUGUGGCCCGGCACCGGCAAGCCGGGGCUCUGGGUCAGCGCCAUGUCCAGGCUGGCGGCGCUCUACGGCCUCAUCGCCAGGGACGAGCAGCUCAUCAUGGCCAUAGGAGAGCAGCAGCAUGACGACGACGACGUGGCGGCUGUGGGCGAGCUGGUGAUCCCGCCGGUGUUCGAGCGGUGCAGCCGGGUGCUGGACCCCGGGGAGCAGAAGGCGGCGAGGGACCUCUACUGGGAGGCCAUCACCAGCAGCACCAAGGACGACAAGAGGAAGGAUCCGGAGGCGCUGCUGCGGGAGAGCAUCGCGAAGAACCCCUUGGUGGGGGAGCCGCACCUGGUGCUGGCGCAGGUGCUCCUGAACGGCGGCAGGUACGCGGAGGCGGCGGCGGCGGCGGCGCGCGGGGUGCGGCUGCUGCUGCAGUGGGGGAGCAGCUGGGACAAGCGCAUGUCGUGGGAAGGGUGGGUGUCGUGGGGGCGGCUCAUGGGGGACAAGGCCCGCCGCGGCACCGGCACCUGGCCGCGCACCGCAUGGGGCAUCAUCAACCUCGGACUCGUCCAAGGCGUCGCCAACCGCAACUGAUCCAGUCUGGGGAGAUGCAUGCAUGCAUGGCGCAUCGUCAUCGUCCAUCCCGAUUCGAUUCCAUGCGCAUUCGUAUGUGGUGCGUAUGUACUGGAGUAUUUAUAAUGGCUAAAAAUAAUGUACGUACGUACGUACGUACGUACAGCAUAUGUAUGUGUACUGUAUUGGUUUUUGUUUGCCUGCUCUGCUGCCUACUACUCUCUCCGUCUCUCUAUGUACCGUAGCUGGAUUACUUGAGUAUAUAGUAAGUACUAUAAUGAACUAAUAAUCGAAUAUUGUCUGUUAAUGACAUAAUACA
This is a messenger RNA of Sorghum bicolor (sorghum), 1763 nucleotides long. RefSeq lists its product as uncharacterized. The coding region runs from base 98 to 1465 and encodes 455 amino acids. The transcript has a single exon. The record is from RefSeq and is a predicted model, not a curated record. Lineage: Eukaryota; Viridiplantae; Streptophyta; Magnoliopsida; Poales; Poaceae.